CUCUGGGGACAUCGUGCCACGCCAUGUCUUGGUACCUCGCGCGGCGGGACGCGUGCCGUGAGGACACUGAGUACGCCGCGGCCCGCGCGCUCCUGCAGCUCAGCUGGCAGGAGCGGCAGGCGGGCGACGGUCCGCAGAUGACGCUGGACGAGCUCGACCGACUGAAGCUGCGACUGCCGGACACGGUCGAGCAGCCGCUGCGGGCGCGCCUGCAGACCGCGCUGGCUGAGCGCCGCCUGCUGGAGGUCGCACGCGGGCCCGGCGGACCUUCCCAGCUGCUGGCUCUGCUCGAGCAGCGCUGCGUGAGCGGCGCCGAGCGGGUUGCCCUCGUACGCGGCAUGAAGGCGAUCUUCGAGGAUGCGAGUGGGCCGGGACCCUCGGCCGGAGCGUCCGCCCGUGCCGGCCGCGGUUCUGGACGUGCUCCGCCCGCUGUCCAAUGGCGUACGCCCUGCAACUGGCUUGCGAGCUGGGGCAGCCUGUGGGCCUCCUCGAGGACGCGCGGCCCGGCUCGGACGCCGUCGUCCGGCUCCUCACUCACUACUUCGACGGCCGGGGAGCAGCGGGCCGACGCGGUGGCGGAGUUGAGCGACGCUGUGAGGAGGGUGGGACUCGACAGUGUGGCCGACCGCCUCGGCGCCCUUCGUCGACCCCGGAGGAGUUCCGGACGCGGUAGUGACCACGCUGGGUGUCGCCCGGCUUCAGUCUUUUGCUGUAGAAGACUGUCUGAAGGCCGUCUUCUAUGGUCGCCGUUGGCAUUGCUUCCGGUGGUGGUGCUGAUCGUGACCCCCGUCGUGACCGCGAUGCGUUUGAUCGAGGGAUGACUUCCGUCUCUGCACCAAGUAGUUUUGGGUUUAUUAGGUAGAAGCGCUUGUUUUGAACGUAUGGGAAUUGGUGGUAAGACCUAGCUCAGGAACAAUACGCGCCUCAUGGUUCAGGUUCCGGUCUCCUCGUCCAUUGGACCAUUGUUCGUAUAUGUCGUACAUUUGUUGAAACGUUUAGUUGUAUAGCUGUAUAGGUGCCCCAACUGUAUAGUCGUCCGAGCUCAAACUAGUCUGUGCCAAGGUCGCCGGUUCUGUUCUUCACUCCCCCAGAGAAUGAUUCGGUAGGGACCGCCGUCGGUCAAACGAACCGCCGCCAUGACACUGCUGGGAUGGUGCAGUAUCUCAUGUAACUCAUCCGGCUAAGUGUACGGAGCUGCGGGGUGUAUUAGGAUUUACUAAAAUUGAGUCUGCAACUUGGUCUGUACCGAAAGCAGCAGGACUGAAUGCACUGACACUGUGCAUCGAACUGGCAUACAUGCUGUGAUGUAAAUUAAGUGAAAUAGAUAUCCACAUCCAUAUCUAGGUCAGAUUUUGCCGCAGGACGCAAAAACCAGUACAGAGGCGGCUCCAUAGCAAUGUCAUGCAACUAAUUUUCCUCGGAUGAGGUCAGGUUUUACAGUUUUGAUAUUCUCUAUUUAACUGUAGUUCACACUGGUGUGUUGAUUUAAAAAAUGUCAUCAAUAUGCAAUAAAAAUAAGACAUGGAACUGAUGGA
Molecule: messenger RNA, 1535 nt
Organism: Pollicipes pollicipes
Lineage: Eukaryota; Metazoa; Arthropoda; Thecostraca; Pollicipedomorpha; Pollicipedidae
Exons: 2
Coding region: 24-821 (265 amino acids)
Source: RefSeq, a predicted model, not a curated record